Protopolystoma xenopodis is the source of this 2565-nucleotide messenger RNA. Lineage: Eukaryota; Metazoa; Platyhelminthes; Monogenea; Polystomatidea; Polystomatidae. The record is from the annotation of a GenBank genome assembly.
AUGUUAAAAUACUUUAGUUCAUCCGGCAACUCGGGAAAUCGCCUUUGGUCCAAGGUAGUUGGUUCUCGGCCAGCUCAGCCAUCUACGACCUCUGACAGUCCUCGAGCUUCUACCGUUGACAAAGCGGUGGCUCUCAAAUCUGAUGUUGAAGAUCGAGCCGCGAAAAUUGGAGCUCGUACGCCUCCCCAAGCCUACUCACCUGGUCACUCAAAAGCCUCUGCCAGUACUUCGAAUGUUGUCACAACACCCUCGGCAAAUGUUUGCAAAGUGCGUCCACAACAACAACAGCAACCACAUUCCUCUAUAGCUGCUAAGGUCGUUCACGCACAGACUCCAUCAGCUACUGUUGCAUCAUCCCGUCGUACAGAUCACCAUCAUUUAGCUUUCAGUUUCAAUGGUGCAGAAAGAAUCGGCAAUUCUGGGCCUCUAUGGCCUUCGCUAGAGGAACCUUUAUUGCCCGGAGAUCACCACCUAGCCGAUAUUUCUCGCCCAGGCAAAGCAACUUCUAUUGAGACCAGACUUGAAGGCGAUCACCCCCACCUACAUCAUCAACAGAAGCAGGAGGAGCAACAUAGUAAUGACAAAUCCAGUUCUUUAACAUCCUCUGGUCUGGUACCCAGUUCUAGUCCAAAGGCCUCUCAUCAAGAAGUACAUCAUGUAUCCACUUCUGCGAUUUCCCAAAGCAAGCCUUCGGACGCUCGGUAUAAGUCUGGUCCUCCGAACUCUUCGCAAAAACAACCCUUGUCCACACACAGCCAAACUGCAGCUUGCUUGACCCAAUCUCCAUUGCUUUCUACUAUCGAUUCUACAGUUUCCCCUUCAGUCGUGUUGGCCUCUCGCUCUCCUGCUAUUCUUGCAGCUCCAACUGGCCCCAUGUCCCGACCCAUAAUUUCUGCUGGCUAUCCGCUACCAUUACCUGUUCAGCCUCGCUUCGACACUAAGCCAAGCUUGUCUGGACUAUCCACCACUAUCCCUGCUCCUGCAUCUGGCUACAAACAGGCCUCAAUUUCCGUUUGGUCACCACCUGUUUCUGGGUUCUCAAAUUUUCCUCUGUCAUGUUCGUCUACCUCAUCUACAUCUGCAUUUUUCGACGCAUCUAUGGCUCUGAACACAUCCUCUCCACUUCCACUUCCUCUCGCCGCACCCAAUAUCUUUGAUUCACUUCAUGCGCCAAUAUCGGCCUUAGCUCACUCCACAUCUCACUCGGUCAAUGGCCUCCCUGGACCAUCUCUUUGGUCAGCUGAUGAUUCUUUGAUAGGCCUAGCUGGAAUUGCAACAAAUGGGGUCGGCAAUAAUCCAAAUAUAAGUAAUACAUAUGCACCGCCACACCAUACCCAUCAUGCGCACCAUCAAGCACGAAUGAUUUCAACUGUAGUGCCUCACUCUGUAUCUACGCCUUUGCUUCAGGCACCGACGGCACUCGGUAGCCUACAACCUCACCGCCCAUUGCCUGCACAGCAUUCUUUCACUGGGUCUACUCAUUUACCCAGCCACUAUGUCCCGGUUUCGACCACCUCUGGAAUUGAGUCACAGAUAUCACACAAGCUGCCUACUCGUAGAGUUGGCCUUUACUCAAUCCAACCACAACCCUCUUUGGCAGGCUCCACGCAGGGUCAAAAUGCCAUCUUUUCUCCGAACACUAUCUCAAGUAACGGCUUAGCUCGGCCAGGACCAGGAAUUUCUCCAUGGACCCCUCUACCUUCCGUGCCAAGUGGCUACCCAUCAGGAUCUGUCCCUUCUCCACCACCUAUUUUAGAUACAUUUCAUAACUCUUCUGGACCUGCUGGCAGCAGUAUCUGCAGUGGGAGUGGUCUACUUUCUUUACCGGGAGGACAUGGGCACUCACGUAGUUGCAGCUUCGUUAGCGCUGUUGGUGGAGGCAUAGGAAAUUCUGUUUCUGCCGGAAAUGGGGUCACGGUCGGUGGUAGCGGAGUUACAUGGCCAAGCUGCUAUCCUGCAGCGUCACCCCAACAGCCACCAGGGGUAAUCGGAGGCGGUAGACCCUCGGGUACCGUUUGUUCUGCACAGCUUAAUUCUCGGCCCGCAACUUUCGCCAUGCAAUUGCAGCCAUCGCCUUCUGCAUCUCAUCGCCCAUCCUCGUCUUUCUUUGCACCCGCUGCCUGUGGUCUUGGCUCUUCUGGUCCCUCUGCUCUGCUUCCCGUAUCGCCUACUCAUCAUACACAUGUUCAACAUCAACAAAAUCGACUUCCUGGAUCCUCUACUUUGCCCCAUCAUGCGCUCGGUCCAGCCGUCCUUCCAGCCGGCCCAGCUUCUUUGUUUGCCACUGGCUCAGUCGCCUCCUUGUCUUCACCAGGUGCUACUCCAAGUGCAGGCCUUUUUGUUCCUGCGGCUGCAGCUUCCGUUUACUCAGUUGCUCAAACCUGCCCUUCGCCUCCACCGCUAACGCCAACCUCUGCUGGACAAUCAGCCUCUUUGUUGGCUGCAGCUAUCCUCCAUUCGCAACAACAACAACAUCAUCCUCAUCACCAGUCUCAGCAGCAACAAGUUAUCUGUCCUUCUGGGCACCAGGUAGUUCUUCACGUUUAUCUUACAUAUCAGAUUUAA